AUGGAGAAGAGCGGAGAAGAGACUCGCGAUCUACUUCACGCCGAAAUGGAAAAAAACAGAAUCCAGGCGGUCGAGAUCGAACGCCUUAAGCAGAAGUCUGAGGAGGACCAUGCAGCGUUUCAGGCCGCUCUGAAGCAAAAGGACUGCACGAUCCUGGAGACGGAGAGGCAACAACAGUCUCUACAGCAGGCAGUGGGGUCGCUCCAAACACAGUACACCGAACUGAUCGAUUCCUUUCUAAGUUACAGGUCGGUAUCAGAACAGAAGGAGUCUCUGAUGGAGGAGACUUUUAUAGCGAGAGAAGCGUCUUUGCGUUGCGUGUUGCGGCGGCUUCAAAGGGAAAACGGCGAUUUGAAAGAAGUAAUUGCAAAAAAUCAACGCAAAGACAUGACUGAAGAGACUGAAGGCAAAGGGGCGAUAAAAAACUUAACAGGACUGGUCCAAUCUGAGGAGAGUAACCAGAAGGAACAAAGCCCACAGACUCUCCAGAAACCAGAAGGAACAAAGCACGCAGACUCUCCAGAUUAUGACUGUGUGUGGACUGAGAUUGCAAAAGCUACCAAUGCCCUCCAAGAUCUAAAAGAAAGCAGGGAACAUAAUAAGCAGAGUACAUCCAGAUCCAUACCGGGAAAGAUUGAGGUGUUUGAGAAGAUGGUGCCAAGCAAGGCCAACGCAGAGCUAGAGAAAUCUCAACUGAAGAGUGAAGACGAUGAGCAGACUGAGCUAUCUGCAAGAUCCAAGUCCAACGUCGAGUCAAAUGAGGAAACCGACGUGCAAACAUCUCAACAGCUCGACCCCGUCAAAAGAAAUCAGAAGUUGGAAGAGCGAAGUAACUGGAAAACAAUAACAGCUAUGGAAGACCGUUUACUUGAGGAGAUCAGCUUGAGAGAAAUCUUGGGGGGCCGAGAAAUAUCAGUGAGUAAGGAGUUGGAAUCGCUCCGAUCUGAGAACCCUUACCCUGCGCUGCUGCGGCUGAUUGCGUCGCCUGUGAUGUCACAAGAGCCCGUCUGA
Molecule: messenger RNA, 1011 nt
Organism: Knipowitschia caucasica
Lineage: Eukaryota; Metazoa; Chordata; Actinopteri; Gobiiformes; Gobiidae
Source: the annotation of a GenBank genome assembly